AUGGUCAACUUUUUCAACUUUGGGUCUGGCAAGCCAGUGCUAUGGCUUCAUGGGCUGCUUGGAAAUGCUUUAAAUUUGAGCAGCAUAGCCAAAGGAAUCGAUGGAAACCAUUUUCUAUUAGAUGCAAGAAACCAUGGAAGGAGUUUUCAUCAGCCAGGUAUGACAUAUAAAAUACUUUCUGAUGAUCUAUUUCGAUUUAUGGAUAAGCACAAUAUCCCAAGAGCAUCUGUGAUAGGGCACUCAAUGGGAGGAAAAACAGCUAUGUACGCUUGCUGCACCAGACCUGAAAGAUUUGAAAAAGUUUGCAUUCUUGAUGUAGCCCCUAUUUCUUAUACCUUUAUGAUGAAUCAGCGAUUCCCAGAGCUAAGGCAAUAUCUAGAGUACAUGAAAUCGUUGCACUUAGAAGGGAAAUCUAGAAAGCAAAUAGAAAAAGAAAUAGAUGACCAUUUCCAUGAUCAUCAUAUUACUGCGUUAUUGUCUUCAAAUAUGAAGAUGGAGAAGGAAGAUCAUUAUAUCUGGAGAAUAGGAUUAGAUAAUUUACUUCAAGGCUUAGAUGACAUUGCUGGAUGGGUAAAUCCUGAUGGUAGGUUUACAGGUGAAGUUCUAGCACUUUCUGGGGGAAAUUCUAAACAUACAAUAAGGAAUCCAUUACUCACAGACAAAAUAAAGCUGAUUGAUUUUUAUACACAGAUAAUGCCAAAUACACGAAUUCAAUCAGUAGUCGGUGCUGGGCAUUUUUUACAUGCAGAAAAGCCUUAACUUAACUUAACUUAACUUAUUAACCAUGACGUUUAACGUCUCCUACGGGUUGCUCUUCCAGGACUACCACCACGCUCUCGUCGCUCGGGGCCCACUAGUUGCUGGGAUAGCUAGCUUUGAUCUCCAACGCGCGCCUCCUGCGCGAUGUUCCGGCUUCGACGGCUCAUGAUUGAGCUACUUUCUCUGUAACGAGGGUUGUCUGCUGGGAAAUUCCAAAAAAUGGAAUUUCUGGCUGACUUUCGGCAAAAGAGGAAAACUUGUAGCCCGGGGCGAAACUCCCGGUUUCUCGCUAGAGAUUUGCCCGAAUGGCCUAGGGAUUACCUGUAGGCGCUGCUGGGCUUCUCCUUUCCAACCCCAAGCCUCCUCUUCCCUCGAGGUAAAAUCCUAACCUGAGAACGGACUGGGAUCAGGCUCUGUACACUGCCAGAAUUGCUUACCUGAUAUUGCUGUCCAUCUCUAGCUAGGCAAAACCUUGCCGGAUAUAAUUAAAUAGGGCUCGAAACUGUCUGGCCGAGAGGCCAGACCCAAGUUGAGACGCCAUAUUUAAUUAUACAUGCAGAAAAGCCAAAAGAAGUACAAAACAAAAUAAAAGAAUUUUUAACAGGCAGCUAA
Messenger RNA from Blepharisma stoltei, 1371 nucleotides. Lineage: Eukaryota; Ciliophora; Heterotrichea; Heterotrichida; Blepharismidae. The record is from the annotation of a GenBank genome assembly.